Lolium rigidum is the source of this 1212-nucleotide messenger RNA. RefSeq names its product E3 ubiquitin-protein ligase Os04g0590900-like. The transcript has a single exon. Gene Ontology annotation, molecular function: transferase activity. Gene Ontology annotation, biological process: protein ubiquitination. The record is from RefSeq and is a predicted model, not a curated record. Bases 23 to 1204 code for a protein of 393 amino acids. Lineage: Eukaryota; Viridiplantae; Streptophyta; Magnoliopsida; Poales; Poaceae.
GAUUUCGAGCUAGAAGGAGGCAAUGGCUUCUUCGCCUCCUGCAAUUAUUGGGACAGAGCCCACCUGGGUCCCCUACGAGCCAACCAGGGACUGCUCCCAGGGGCUGUGCAGCAUGUACUGCCCCCAGUGGUGCUACUUCAUCUUCCCUCCGCCGCCGCCCUUUGACCUCGCCGACCCCAGCCAGGACGACUCCUCCGGCCAUGUCUUCUCCCCACUUGUAAUUGCAAUCAUCGGUGUGCUAGCAACAGCCUUCCUCCUUGUCAGCUACUACACCUUCAUCUCCAAGUACUGCGGUACCUUCAGCUCCCUCAGGGGGAGAUUUUUUGGCUCCCACUCUGUUGCCGGUGCCAGAGGUGGUGGAGGCAGUGGCAGUGGUAGUGGUGGGAGCGGCCACGGACAGUCGAGGAGCCAAGAAUCAUGGAAUCUCUCGCCGCCGAGCGGGCUGGAUGAGACUCUGAUCAACAAGAUCACAGUGUGCAAGUACAGGCGCAGCGAUGGGUUCGUCCACACGACGGACUGCUCGGUCUGCCUUGGCGAGUUCCACGAUGGGGAGAGCCUUCGGCUUCUGCCGAAAUGCAGCCAUGCCUUCCACCAGCAAUGCAUUGACACAUGGCUGAAGUCGCACUCCAAUUGCCCCCUCUGCCGCUCCAACAUUACAUUUGUCGCCGUUGGUGAGGUGUUGCCGGAGCCAGAGCUCUGUCCCCCAGGCCAGAGCGGGAGAGGCACACAUGAGGUGGUUGUGGUGAUCGAAGACUUGGAAAACAUGUGUGAAGAGCAGCAGGACAGUGGUAGCGGCAGUGUUGACAGUGAUGAUCAUGAGGUGAAGGAUGGUCCGGAGGGAAUGGAGGAGGCAAAUUGCAUAGCCGAGAUCAGAGAAGAAGGCGUUCCACCAAAGAUGGGGUGUUCAUCGUCGUCAAACCUGCAGCGUGACAGCCGGAUGUCCAUUGCUGACGUGCUGCAGUCCACCAUGGAAGAUGAGCUGAUCGCAGCCAGGCAGAGUGGGCUCCUUGCAGGUGACCAUGGCACGUCAAGGCGGUGCCGCGGUGAGAACAGCCAUGGACGGAGUCGCAGCAGGCGCGCAUUGCAGGACGCCCCAGACUCAUUGCCGAUGAAGAGAUUGCCGCCCAGUGGCAGGUCUUGCUUGAGCAGCAAGAGUGGCAGGGGAAAUGAUUCAGAUCAUUCAGUGCGAGGUGGUCAGUCGUGAUGUCCUUA